AUGUCUACUUGGAAAUUAACUAAAAAACUUAAAGAGACUCAUCUCUCAAAAUCUCCAUUUUCCCGUAGUAGUAAUAAUCAACAACAACAACAACAACAACAACAACCUACAAAUCCUCCUCCUGCUGCAGCAGCAACAACAACAACAACAGCAGCAGCAGCAGCAGCAGCAGCAACAAUCGCAACAGUAACAACAACAGCUGAUUCAAAUGAUUUUGAUAAUCUUUACUCAGUAGAUCAAUAUAAACCUCAUAUCUCUCUUCCAGCAAUCACUCCACUCCGCAAAAAUACAGCCGCCGGUUCCUCUUCUACAUUAAUAUCAGAUUCUCAUUUAAACCAGCAUUCAUCCUCUUCAACUUCAACUUCAACUUCAACUUCAAAUUCAAAUUCAACAUCUACAAUAAAUCCUCCAGCAUCUCCAUCAAAAUCUAAAAAGUCUGGAACCCUUAUCUCUUCAACAAAUACUUCUAACGGCCUCUCAUAUUCUUCAAAAGAUUCAAAUGCUUCCUCAGUCACCCUUUCUUCAAUGCAUACUACUGCAUCCUCCUCUUCUCCAGCAUCUUCCCAACAAUUAUCACAACAUCAAUCCACUCCACAUUCAAAUCACCCAACUUCAACUAUAAAACCAGGUCUCUUGGUCGUAUCUGUGGCCAGCGCAUCAGGCCUAACCCUCCCCCCAGGUUACCAGUCAAAUGUCCUCAUCCAAAACUACCUCUCCCGCAUGUCGCCAUCCAAGUCUUCUAUUCUUCGUACCCCCUUAAUCUCCUCAUCCAUGGCAAAAAGCUCUUCAGCUGAUUCUGCUGCUGCUGCUGCUGCUGCUGCUGCUGCUGCUGCUGGGUCUCCUAACCGUCGACGUAUGCCCGUAUUCCUUGUCAUUGAAUUUGAUAAAAACCAAGUCGUCCUAGAAGCCACUGGCGGGCCUCUAGAAGCUCCUGUUUGGGAUACAACUUCCAACUUUGACGUUUCCCGAGUCGAAACAAUCUCCUUUCAAAUCUAUACUCGCAUUCCUAUCUUUCACUCAGCAUCAAACUCAACUUCCUCUCAAUCCCCUGGAGCUGGCUCUGACUCUACAUCUGUUUCUAACGUUACUGGUUCAUCAUCUUUGGCUUCCCCACAAGGAAUCCACCCACGCAAGUACGAGGAAAUCUUUUUGGGAACAUGUAAAGUUCAAAUUGACCCCUCCUCGGCCCUCGGUAAUCGAAACCCAACAGUUUUAUUUGAUGGAUUAAUACCCCUUUCUGGUGGUUCUGGUAAACUCAAAGUUUGCAUUGAAUACAGGCCUAAUCGCAAUAAACCCCUCACUAUCGAUGACUUUGAUUUGCUCAAGGUGGUCGGAAAGGGAUCCUUUGGUAAAGUCAUGCAAGUCCGUAAGCGUGACACUCAACAAAUCUAUGCCCUUAAAACUAUCCGUAAAGCUCAUAUUGUUUCACGGUCCGAGGUUAACCACACUCUAGCCGAGCGUACUGUUCUCGCCCAAAUUGAUAACCCCUUUAUUGUCCCCCUAAAGUUUAGUUUCCAAUCACCUGAAAAACUUUACUUUGUUUUGGCAUUUAUUAAUGGUGGCGAACUAUUCCAUCAUCUCCAAAAUGAAGGAAAGUUUGAUCUUAAUCGUUCUCGUUUCUAUACUGCCGAACUUCUUUGUGCCCUAGAAUGUUUACAUGAAUACAAUGUCAUUUACCGUGACUUGAAACCUGAAAAUAUUUUACUCGACUACACGGGCCACAUUGCACUCUGUGACUUUGGUCUUUGUAAACUUAACAUGAAGGAUCAGGAAAAGACAAACACCUUUUGUGGAACCCCAGAAUAUCUUGCACCCGAGCUCCUGCUGGGCCAGGGCUAUACAAAAGUGGUUGAUUGGUGGACCCUUGGUGUUUUAUUUUAUGAAAUGCUUACAGGUCUUCCUCCCUUUUAUGAUGAGAAUACCAAUGAAAUGUACCGCAAGAUUUUACAAGAACCUCUCCGCUUCCCUGACGACAUGGAUCGUGAGGCUCGUUCGUUACUUACAGGUCUACUGGACCGUAACCCCAACACUCGUCUAGGAGUUCACGGAGCUGCGGAAAUUAAGGCUCAUCCCUUUUUCGCGCAAAUUGAUUGGCGCAGACUUAUGGCCAAGAAGUACGCUGCACCUUUUAAGCCUGCUGUUGAGUCUGCAACUGAUACAAGUAACUUUGACCAAGAGUUUACAAAUGAGGUUCCAACAGAUAGUGUUGUUAAUGAAGGUGAUUAUUUAUCUGAAUCAGUUCAAAAGCAAUUUGGUGGCUGGACUUAUACUAGUGAAUCUAAGCUUGCUUCUAGUGGCCGUUGGUAA
Magnusiomyces paraingens is the source of this 2307-nucleotide messenger RNA. RefSeq lists its product as uncharacterized. Gene Ontology annotation, biological process: protein phosphorylation. The record is from RefSeq and is a predicted model, not a curated record. Gene Ontology annotation, molecular function: ATP binding; protein serine/threonine kinase activity. The transcript has 2 exons. The coding region runs from base 1 to 2307 and encodes 768 amino acids. NCBI's taxonomy places the organism in Eukaryota, Fungi, Ascomycota, Dipodascomycetes, Dipodascales, Dipodascaceae.